This is a messenger RNA of Staurois parvus, 269 nucleotides long. Lineage: Eukaryota; Metazoa; Chordata; Amphibia; Anura; Ranidae. The record is from the annotation of a GenBank genome assembly.
CAUGUUGCAUUACUUACUUCUGACCACUGAACUGUGCAUUACAUACUACUGACCCCUGCAUUCUUCAUUUGUCCUAAACGAGGGGCGGACUGACAACUCAUGGGGCCGCCAGGAAAUAGGGGAUCAUGGGGCCCCUGUGUCCUUGCCCAAACUAAAAAAAGCCUAUGAAAGAAAGGUACCAGGGGCAUCUCAUGGGGCCCCCUACUAACCCCGGGCCCUCGGGCAGUGCCCAAGUUUCCAAAUGGUCAGUCCGCCCCUGGUUUAAAGCA